AAUUUCGACAAAGUUUCUUGAAAAACCAAAAACACGAACAUUAGUAACAUGCAACUUUUCCAUACGGACUUUCAGAAUGUUUGACAUUACGUAACAGAUUCAAACAGGUGCUAAAGAAAACGAAAUGUAACAAUCACCUCUACGUAAUGUUCUAUAACGUAACAGAAAUCCAAAUCAGUAAUAAGCCAAACAGAAAUUUAACGGAAUAACUGAAUAAUCUAACGACGUAUUCAUCCAAGUAAAUCAUUAGAGGCUUAAAAUUCGGCACAAACAUCAAUAAUAGAAACAAAAACAUUUCGAGCAGGUAAGCAUCAUUUACAAUUGAUAAAAUCGCAGAGUACGCGCAUAAUAACAUCGAGUAGGAAAUAAACGUAUGAAUUAUGUGAUAAAAAGAAAGAUAGAGAGAAAAAAUGUAGAUAUUAAUCAUUUUUAUAUACAAAUAUCAAAUACAUAUAUUACUGAUACAUAACAUAGGUAUUUUAAUUUAUUAAAAAAAAAGUUGACAAUAAAUAAAAUUGUAAAAUACAAUUUGCAUUACGUUAUGUAAAUUUGAAUAUUCAAUAUAAACAGACGUAUACAAUUUAGUAUAAUACGACACAUGUCGUAAUACGAUAUAGGACACAUGGCUCGUUGAAUAAUAAUCAGUGGAACUAUUAUGCGAUUACAUAAUCUGGCUCUAUGUGGUGAGAUGACGCAUAUCAGCAGUCUCCUCUCAAUGUCAAUAUCACUAAGAGCUGUUAAUAGAAAAAGUGUCAAAAAAUACCAUUUAUUAAUUUAUGAAAAAAGAUAUAUGAUAAAUUAAUUUCUUUAAAAAGAUGCUACAAUGGUUUAUUAGAAUAAUAACGAAUACUCCAAAUUUAGUAUUUAAUAUUUAUUAGAUUUCUAAUUAAAAUAAAAAUUGUAUUAUAUAACUGAAAAAAGUUCCAUAGCAACAUCAUUUGUGAUGUAACCUUCUGCAAGCUAUUUUGUGGCAAUCAACUAACACUACUAUACUUGCAUAUUGCUGCUAUUUGUGCUAGAUAGAGUUAUCACGAUUGAAACUGCUCGACACCGGAUCAUUCAGUACCAAGUGACUAUUACAAGAAAAAAGAGAUGGCUACUGCGCUCGUAUCUUUAAUUCUUGGAGCAAUAAUAAUUCUCUACCUGUACCUAACGAGAAACUUAAAAUACUGGCAAAAACGAGGAGUUCCUUGCGCGAAUGGCGCUCUACCGGGAAUUGGCCACAUGUGGCAUUUUAUCUCCAUGCGGGAAACCUUCGCCGAAUGGUGUCAUAAAACUUACGAUAAUAACAAGGAUUACAGUAUGGUCGGUUUCUAUAAUUUCAUGAAGCCGACAUUGCUGAUUCGCGAACCGGAGCUGAUAAAAACAGUGCUACAAACAAACUUCACAAAUUUUCACGACACUGGACUCAAAGUCGACCCUGAGUUGGAUCCUCUUUUGGCGAACAAUCCUUUCUUCGUGUACGGAGAUAAGUGGGUGACAGGACGAAAGCGACUGACAUACGCAUUCUCCAGCAUGCGACUAAAAAUUCUACUCGAGAGCGUUAAGCAAGUAUGUGAAGAAUUAGAGAAUUUCGUGGAUAAAAAGCUAAGCAAGGUGGAAAAGGUGGAAAUAGAACUGAAGGAUCUGUUCGCCAAGUACACCGCGCAGGUGGUAGCGAACGCUGGUUUUGGAGUGAACGGACUAUGUUUUGACGAUGAGAAACAGAAGGAGUCCUUCUACGCAUUAGGCAAAUCUUUCCGCGAGCCGUCUUUUAUGAAAAACGUUAUCUUUAUCAUUGUGUUUCUAAUACCUUGGUUGGGCAAAGUUCUCAAGCUCAGAUUCUUGCCAAAAAAAGUCGACCAUUUCUUCAGAACAUUGGUCAAGGAUAUCAUCGAGCAGAGAAGAACGAGCGAAACGCGGAGAAACGACUUCCUCCAAUUGAUGGUCGAAUUGGAGCAUAUGGAAAAUGAUAAAUUCGACGUAGAGGUCGUGACGUCCCAUGCGGUGUCAUUCUUCCUCGACGGCUACGAGACUUCCAGCACAACUUUAUGUUUCGUUGGAUUUCACUUAGCUGCUUACCCAGAAGUGCAGAAGAAAUUACGCGAGGAGAUAAUAACCGUACUAUCCAAACAUAAUGGCACUCUCACAUAUGACGCCUUGAAGGAAAUGACCUACAUGGAUCAAGUAAUAAGCGAGUCACAGAGAGCCAUACCGACAUUAGGAUUUAUGAAUAGAUCGUGCACAGACGCGAUUGAUUUGAAAGGAUCCGACGGUUUGGUUUGCUCUGUGGAGCCUGGAACAAACAUUGUGAUACCCCUCCAUGGUCUACAAAAAGAUUCUAGUUAUUGGGAGAACCCGGAUUUGUUUGAUCCUGAAAGAUUCAGUCCGGACAAGAAACACAACAUCGAGAAAUUCACCUUUCUUCCCUUCGGUGAGGGCCCACGAAUGUGCGUGGAAAUGAGGAUGGCUAUACUGCAGAUGAAGGCAUGUCUCGCUAUGUUCUUGAAAAAGUACAGCUUGGAACUUUCUCCGAAAACGCAGUUGCCCUUGAAGUUGGAAGCAAUAAGUUUCAUGAACUCGGCAAAAGGUGGUGCUUGGGCUUUCAUCCGACCGAUUUAAUUGCACGUAUUUUUAAUCUCCUGUAGUUUUGAAGCAACCUUAUUUUUUACCAUCGAAAAUAUUUCUUGCCUAUAAUGAGAUCUUUCAAUACAUCUUACAUAUUAUUUACUGUAUUACAUUUUUUUUCAAUAUCAUCUACUUCUUUUAACUUUGAUAAGCUCUUUAAAAUGUUACGAUAAUCUGUGGUUCGCUGAAUUACUUUUAUACUUUUUUAUACUUUUAUUCUUUUACAUUACAGAUUUUAUAUUUUUCCAAUAAUUUUCGCUUGUAUAUAAAUAUAUUCGAAAAAAUAUGAAGGUUAUAAUAUCUUUUUUUAAUUGCACAAUAUUCCAUUUUGUGUACUCAAGCAGCGCCUACAAUGCGCGUACAAUGCGUUUUAAAUGUGCAUUUUAAUUAACAUUAAAAGCACGUUGUAAAUGCACAUUUACAGCGCAUAUUUAGCCCGCAUUAAAUUUGCGUUUAAUGCAUUAUGGCAGGGUAUUAAAUUCGCAUUUAAUGCACAUUAUGGUAGCGCAUUCAAAAAAUUAUUUUUCGCGUAUCUCGUUUGCUGAUAUCUUACGAAUUCAUGUGUCUACAAUGUUUCUGUAAUAUUGCAUUGCAAUACACAAUAUUGAAAUGUCGCAGUUGCAGUGUUGCUACAAGCGUCUAUGCUGUAUGGGUUUGUCUUCCAACGUUAUUUUUUAUUAAAUCAAUGACAAGUAUUGUUAAAUCAACUACAGAUAUGGCAUUCUGUGACAUCGACAUUUCAUUGACUCGAGAAAUCUCAUUUAGAAAACUCAUCUGGGAAUCCCACUUAGAAAAUCCACUUAGAAUAUCUAGGCGAAACACCCAGUAGGAAUUCCAAUUGGGUUUUCAACUAGGAUUUUUUUAUAAGGAGCACCUGUUCUUAAGUGCUGUUGCUUUAGUGUGCAUAAAUUUUUUAAACUAGUACGAUCACUUCACUAAAAAGAAAAAAAAUUUUAACUUUUUGUACCAGUAUACAUCAGUUUAAGUAGUUUUACGAAAAAGGACAGAUCUUUUGUAAGCAAGCAAUAAUUUGUGGUUUGACGAUGUAUCACGUAAAAAAUUAUUCAUUCAUUUUAUGAAACUUAUUAUUACGAAAUGCGUAAAUAUCUCUUUAAUUUGAAUGCAUUAUAAAUACACAAUUAAUGCAGUUUUAUGCGCAUUAAAAGCGCGUUAUAAGCGCAUUGGCGCUUUUUAAGUAGUUACGCGAUAAAAAAUAUCUUUCAGUUUUAUACACGUUUCUUAUCAUUUGACCAGAUCAAAUGUAUACGCAACAAAGAAUUGCAUCAUCAGUGCGCCAAUAAAACGGUGUCAUUGCUUUUGAUACAAUAAGAUAUAAUGUUAUUACAAAGAAAAUAUAUGUUUUACAUCAAAUCGCGCGAUGUAAGUUAUAUCUUACGUAAUGCUUUUAAUAAUAUCAUAAUAACAAUAUCAUUAAAUAAUGCCAUAUAUAAAUGAAAAUAUACCUUUUUUAUUUUCAAACAUAUAAGUAAGUUUCAUCUUUGUGAAAACUACUAAUAAUAAUCUAAGACUUUGUUAUCAAACUCAUAGACAUGAUUAGAAUGAUAUAUAUGUAAUUUUGUUUAGACAUUUAUAAAAAUAUAUAUGAUUAUAUAGCGGAAAAAUUGUAACUUUUCCUAUACAAUAUAAUAUAAAUCAAACGAUUUGAUUUACAAUUAAUUA
Odontomachus brunneus is the source of this 4287-nucleotide messenger RNA. Its product is annotated as cytochrome P450 9e2-like. Gene Ontology annotation, molecular function: iron ion binding; heme binding; monooxygenase activity. Lineage: Eukaryota; Metazoa; Arthropoda; Insecta; Hymenoptera; Formicidae. The transcript has a single exon. The record is from RefSeq and is a predicted model, not a curated record. The coding region runs from base 1093 to 2601 and encodes 502 amino acids.